GGAAGAAAGAAGACAGGAAGAAAGAAGACAGGAGAACUUUUUUUCUUUCUUUUUACCCCACCUGCACACUUUCUAGUGCCGGAGCUGCAUACGGUUCUCCUGAGAGGGAUGCUGGACGGAAAUCUCACCGAGGUGACAGAGUUUGUCCUCCGAGGCUUCACUGACAGCCCUCAGCUACGAGCCUUCCUCUUCACCCUGCUGCUCCUCAUUUACACCGCUGGCCUGGUGGGGAAUCUCACCAUCAUCACAUUAACCCGAGUCGACUCUCGCCUGCAGACCCCCAUGUACUUUUUCCUCUGCAACCUGGCCCUCAUUGACAUCACCUACUCCUCUGCAAUCGCUCCCAAGACGCUGACGAAUCUGUUAGCAAAGAAGAAGGUAAUUUCACGUCCGGGCUGCGCUGCACAGUUUUUUCUUCACUCUUUUUCCAUCAAUGCUGAAGUCGUGCUCCUAGCCGUGAUGGCGUACGACCGGUUCGUGUCUGUCUGCAACCCACUGCGCUACGCGCUGCUCGUGUCCAGACAGCAGUGCUGCCGGCUGGUCUGCGUCUCGUACCUGUGUGGAUGCAUCAAUUCAGUCGCCCACACGGCUUCCCUGUUCAGCCUGUCGUUCUGCAGGUCCCGUGUCAUCGAUCACUUCUUCUGCGACAUCCCGGCGCUGCAGCAGCUCUCCUGCUCCGACACGCGCUUUGCUCACGGGCUGCACGUGGCCUUGGCUGCAGCUGCAGGCUCAGGCACCGUCGGCGCCGUCCUCAUCUCUUACCUGUGCAUCAUCUUUGCUGUCCUGCAGAUUCGCGCUGCCCAAGACAGGUGGAAAGCUUUUUCCACCUGUGCCUCCCACCUGUCUGCUGUCACCCUGUUUUAUGGCACCCUCUUCUUCAUCUACUUGAGACCCAGCAGCUCUGCUGAUCAGUGCAAAGCGGCGGCUGUGUUUUACACGCUGGUGAUCCCUGCGGUGAACCCCCUGAUUUACAGCCUGAGGAACAGGGAGGUGAAGGAUGCCCUGAUGAGGGUGAUACUGAAAGCAUUUGUUGAUAGGUAAAAUCCUCUCACGGAGCAGCUCUGAAGGUGCGUAAGAUCAGGAGGUGACUACACAGAGCACAGCUCGCGGCUUGUCAAAAACAGCAGGGAUCCUCAACGAGAUGGCACGCUGCUCUUUCCUUUUCCCUGGCUUAGAGCUUAGGAAGUAAGUCAGCAGAGGGAAAAUCCAACCACAGUAUUUUCAGCCACCAAGAAAAUGUGAGUCGGGGUCCUGAGAGACAGAUCCCGGCCUCCCCCUGCAGACUCACUGCGGUCUCCACGACUCCUGCAGGCUGCAGACCAUCCAGCUGUGCUCCUGAGAAGUGCAGGAGAAAUAAGACUUGAGGUGAAAAACCUUCCUGAUGUCUUACUGCGGACCAGAUGAUGUGAUAUCCGGUGUCACCAAGCAUCUUUGAGGUGAAGGGCUGGGAAGGAGCGCAUUUCUGAAGUCAUCCAAAGCACAGAAAGAUAUGUUGGGAAAACAGAGAUGAUUUUCUUGUACUUAGAAGAAAUCGUGUAUAGCAUAUGGCAGAAUUUCACAGAAAAUCAUCAGGCAACUGUAGCAAUAAGGCAAAAGUCCACUCUUAACAUGAGACUGUGACCCCCAUCGCUGUGAUCUGCUUUGUGAGGAACGUUCCAAAAACUAAUAAUGUAAGAAUGGUGAAUUGCACCAAGAAGUCGCAUCACCAGAUCAAACGAAACAGCACCCAACCUUUGUAGGAGCAGUUCCUUCUGGAUUUGUGUGGCCUCAUCCACCAAGUGCCCAGGUCCAGCCAGCCGUCUGGGCUUUCUCACGGGUUGUGUAGGAAGAAAUGUGUCUCUUGAGAAUUCCUCUCUGUCCUUAGGCAUCUAUCUUAGCAAAGGAGCUUUCUUUUUGAAGGUUUCUGCUUGCCACAGAAUGUGAGCAAUGACAAGUGCAGGGCAGAACACGUGUCGCUCAGCUUUGUUUUUCCUGAGAGAAAGAACGCAAUGCUCACAUUCCUCACUUCCAAGCUCUGCUUAAUGGGUUCCAUUUGUCCCUGUGCAAUCCUUUCACCUUUGCACAUCAGUUAUGCCUCUCCCAGCCAGUAGAAAUAACAGUAAUAUUCUGCUAAAAGAUAAACUUGUGUGGAAUUUAUGUUCAGAGCUCACUGUGUCAGCUGUGAUUUCAGAGGUGUUUCAGGUAGCCUGCUCUGCAGGCAGUACAAGUGUUUUA
Molecule: messenger RNA, 2214 nt
Organism: Centrocercus urophasianus (Greater sage-grouse)
Lineage: Eukaryota; Metazoa; Chordata; Aves; Galliformes; Phasianidae
Product: olfactory receptor 5AP2-like
Exons: 2
Coding region: 109-1041 (310 amino acids)
Biological process (GO): G protein-coupled receptor signaling pathway; sensory perception of smell
Cellular component (GO): membrane
Molecular function (GO): olfactory receptor activity; odorant binding; G protein-coupled receptor activity
Source: RefSeq, a predicted model, not a curated record